AUGUUUGACACGUAUACAGGCAGUGCGCGAUCCUCCGUAGACGAAUCUCGAGGCGAUGAAGUCACAAAGGAGGAUGAGACGGUCGUUGAUGCAGAGCAAGGCAGCAUGCUCUCGCACAUCAUAUCACAGCUGCGCCCAGGAGCCGACCUGAGCCGCGUCACGCUGCCUACCUUUAUCCUCGAGCCACGAUCAAUGCUGGAGCGCAUCACCAACUUCAUGGCCCACCCCGAGACACUUCUGCCUCUGACCAAGAUCGACGACCCUGUCCAGCGCUUUGUCGCAGUGACCAAGUUCUACCUCAGUGGAUGGCACAUUAAACCCCCAGGCGUCAAGAAGCCACUCAACCCGAUCUUGGGUGAGAUCUUCACUGGCUACUGGGACUACCCAGAUGGCACCCAGGGCUACUACAUCUCCGAGCAGACGUCGCACCACCCGCCAAAAUCGAGCUACUUCUUCAUGGCUCCCGAGCACCACAUCCGGAUCGACGGCACACUGAAGCCGAGGAGCAAAUUCCUUGGCAACUCUGCUGCGAGUAUGAUGGAGGGCAUUGCUGUCCUGAGGUUCUUGAACACUGGCGAGCGAUUCUUCGUCACACAGCCAAACAUUUACGUGCGCGGAAUAUUGUUCGGCACUAUGAAGUACGAGCUCGGUGACCACGCCUACGUCCGAUGCCCCGAGACCGGUAUGGUGGCAGACAUCGAGUUCAAGACCAAGGGCUACUUUAGCGGUGGCUACAACGCUAUCGGCGGAUUCAUCAAGGACAAGAAUGGCAAGGCUCUGUUCGAACUGUCAGGCUCGUGGAAUGAGGAUAUGUACCUCAAGGACUUGACGACUGGUAAGAAAGAGCUCUUCUUUGAUGCAUCAAAGACGCGGCACACUCCACCGAAGGCACGACCACUAGACGAGCAGGACGAGCGAGAGUCGCAGAGGCUUUGGCACGAUGUCACAGAAGCCGUCAAGCGCAGAGAUCAAGAGACAGCGACCACAGCGAAGGCUAGGAUCGAGGACAGGCAAAGAGAGGAGACAGCGGCGAGAAACAACGAUAACAUCGAUUGGCACCCCCAGCUGUUCCGAGCUAUCAAGGGCGGACCCGGUGGUCCUGAAGAAGGCGAGGAAGACCUCGACUGGAUCAUCAAUGCCAGAGUUGACGGACAAACCCCGGAGGAACAAGUGAAGCAGAUCCUUCAAAUUCACGCCAUACUGCCAGGCCAGAAGCCGGACAAGCAGUUCAGCAUUCCUCACCGAAACAACAGCAUUCAACAGACCCCAUCCCAGCAGCAGCCUGCAGAUCAACAACAACCCGCACAAUCAGCAAACGGUGCGUCACUAGAACAUCCAGAGCAGCAAAGAAUACUUGCGCAGGAGGGAGCCCAACAGCAGCCUCCGGUUCAACUACACAAGCAGCAGCAUGCUAAGCAGGAACCACAGGUGCAGCAGGUUCAGCAGCAGCUCGCUAGCGUAGAGCUCAAUCAAUCAACACUACAGGCCAAGCCAAACAACGGUUACGAGCCGAUCAGUUUCAGUCCUUAUCAGCCCGACUCAACGUAUCCCCCGCCACCUGCGCAGAACCAGCCUGAGCAAAGUCAAACGACCGAGACCAACCCACCAAGCAAACUCUUGCACUCGAACCCAGCUCCCGAGCCAACACGAGACGACAAGCUGCGACGGAAAGAUAGCGAGACGCAGGAGGAGGAUGAGUUCCACGAUGCGCAUUCGUAG
Messenger RNA from Macroventuria anomochaeta, 1719 nucleotides. RefSeq lists its product as uncharacterized. Bases 1 to 1719 code for a protein of 572 amino acids. The record is from RefSeq and is a predicted model, not a curated record. Lineage: Eukaryota; Fungi; Ascomycota; Dothideomycetes; Pleosporales; Didymellaceae. The transcript is spliced from 7 exons. Gene Ontology annotation, cellular component: membrane; cortical endoplasmic reticulum; intracellular membrane-bounded organelle. Gene Ontology annotation, molecular function: sterol binding.